Messenger RNA from Hirundo rustica (Barn swallow), 2026 nucleotides. RefSeq names its product PHD finger protein 19 (gene PHF19). Gene Ontology annotation, molecular function: DNA binding; chromatin binding. Lineage: Eukaryota; Metazoa; Chordata; Aves; Passeriformes; Hirundinidae. Gene Ontology annotation, biological process: regulation of DNA-templated transcription; chromatin organization. Gene Ontology annotation, cellular component: nucleus. The record is from RefSeq and is a predicted model, not a curated record. Bases 100 to 1872 code for a protein of 590 amino acids. The transcript has 15 exons.
AGCGCGGGAAGAUGGCGCUCCGUGCCCGGCCCCCGCCGCGCCCCGCAGCGCCCCGGGCCCGCGCCCCGAGCGCCCGCUGAGCGCCCCGCGGCUGUGCCCAUGGACACCCCCGAGCUGAGCCCGCUGAUCCGGGAUGUGUACGCGGCCGCCGGCCGUGUCCAGCCGGCAGCGGGCCCGGCGCGGAGGGGCAGCGGCUGCCGGGAGCUGACGGUCAGGCUGAGCGAGGGGCAGUACGUGCUGUGCCGCUGGACAGACGGGCUCUACUACCUCGGCAAGAUCAAGAGGGUGAGCGGCUCCAAGCAGAGCUGCCUGGUCACGUUUGAGGAUAACUCCAAGUACUGGGUCCUCUGGAAGGACAUCCAGCAUGCCGGCGUCCCGGGGGAGGAGCCCAAGUGCAGCAUCUGCCUGGGGAAGAAAUCGGGCCCCAGGAACGAAAUCCUCAUCUGCGGGAAGUGCGGGCUGGGUUAUCACCAGCAGUGCCACAUCCCGGUGGCGAGCGGCGGCGAGGGCCCGCUGGGCACGCCGUGGUUCUGCCGCCGCUGCAUUUUCGCCCUGGCCGUGCGGAAAGGGGGUGCCCUGAAGAAAGGAGCCAUUGCCAGGACGCUGCAAGCCGUGAAGAUGGUGCUGUCCUACAACCCCGAGCUGCUGGAGUGGGACUCCCCGCACCGCACCAACCAGCAGCAGUGCUACUGCUACUGCGGGGGGCCCGGAGAGUGGUACCUGAAGAUGCUGCAGUGCUACCGCUGCCGGCAGUGGUUCCACGAAGCCUGCACCCAGUGCCUCAGCGACCCCAUGAUGUUCGGAGACCGGUUCUAUGUGUUUUUCUGCUCUGUGUGCAACCAGGGACCGGAGUACAUCAAGCGCCUGCCCCUGAGAUGGGUGGACAUCGUCCACCUCGCCCUCUACAACCUGGGUGUGCAGAGCAAGAAGAAGUACUUCGAUUUCGAGGAGAUCCUGGCCUUUGUGAACCACCACUGGGACCCUCUGCAGCUCGGGAAGCUCACGGGGACCCCCAUCUCGGAGCGCGGCCCCCACCUCCUCAACGCCCUCAACAGCUACAAAAGCAGGUUUCUGUGCGGGAAGGAGAUUAAAAAGAAGAAAUGCAUCUUCCGCCUGCGGAUCCGCGUCCCCCCGACGCCCCCCAGCAAGGUGCUGCCGGAGAAAGCCCCCGGCGAGGGCGAGAGCGGCUCCUGCGAGCUGAAGAAGAGGGGGAAAAGCAAACACGCCCAUAAGGAGGGCCUCCUGCCGCGGCAGCUCCAGCAGCAGAAGCGGCGAGCGCGGCGCAAGAGGGCCAAGUUCCUGCUGGAGGAUGCCAUUCCCAGCAGCGACUUCACCUCGGCCUGGAGCACCAACCACCACCUGGCCAGCAUCUUCGACUUCACGCUGGACGAGAUCCAGAGCCUGAGAAGUGCCAGCUCAGGACAGACUUUCCUGUCGGACCUGGACUCCACAGAUGCCACCAGCACCUCGGGCUCGGCCACCACGAGCCUCUCCUACGAGUCCAGGACCGUGGGCAGCCGCAAGCGCAAACUGGCGGUGCCAGCCUACGCCUCGGGGGGCAAGAGGAGAGGAGGGGCCGAGCUGGGCGGGCGCCCGGCCGCCACCACCCCCGAGGGCACCGCCACCACCCCCGAGGGCAGCGAGGCGGCGGCCGGCCCCGAGCGCGCCGACGACGGCAUCGACAGCCACACCUUCGAGAGCAUCAGCGAGGACGACUCCUCGCUGUCCCACCUCAAGUCCUCCAUCAGCAGCUACUUCGGGGCCGCGGGCCGGCUGGUGUGCGGGGAGAAGUACCAGGUGCUGGCGCGGAGGGUGACGCUGGACGGGAAGGUGCAGUACCUGGUGGAGUGGGAAGGCACCACCCCAUACUGAGCCCCGCCAGCCCCGAAACCUCUCCCGGAGCCGACGCGGAGGAGAUGGGGGCCGCUGGGGAAGCCCGUGAGGCACGGGAGAGGUGCCGGUCCCUCCUCCCGGGUGGAGGCAGCGCCCAGGCCGGCAGGGUUGCCCAGGAAUGAAACCCGAAGCC